Coccidioides posadasii C735 delta SOWgp is the source of this 1476-nucleotide messenger RNA. Lineage: Eukaryota; Fungi; Ascomycota; Eurotiomycetes; Onygenales; Onygenaceae. The record is from RefSeq and is a predicted model, not a curated record.
AUGCCGACAGAAUCAGCCAAUGGCUGUCCGAGAGCUCCCCCGGAGACCGGGGUUGAUGAAGAGAGAAGAGGGAUAAAGGGAGCAGUGGACGAAAACGACGAAGUUUGGGUCCAGGAGCAUGAAAAAGGUAUAGAACGCAGAUUGCGCCGAAAGGUCGAUCUUCGUUUAUGCACGAUUGCCGGCAUUCUCUGCAGCUUGAAUCUGAUAGAUUCUGGCAUCAUUUCCUCCGCUGCAGUUACUACCAUGAUAGACGACCUGUCUUUGCAUGGAAAUCGAUUCUCGGUUUCUAUUUUCAUCUUCACUGUCUCCAGCAUCGUUUUCCAGCUUCCAUCAACGCUCGCAGUCCGCUUCGUUGGCCCAAGGCUAUGGUUUUCAAUGACCACCGUCUGCUUCGGUCUUAUUACUCUAGGCACCGCCUUCGUCAAGACCUGGCAACAGAUGAUCAUCCUCCGCGUCCUUCUCGGCAUAUCCAUGUCUGGCAUCUACCCGGGCCUGACCUACCUUAUCAGCACGUGGUAUACGCGACAAGAGCAGCAGCUUCGAUAUGCAUUCAUGCAAUCUAGUGAAGUUUUGAUCCUAGCAACCGGCAGUAUUCUAAACUAUGCGCUUAACCAGCUUGACGGCAGAGCAGGCCUUUCGGGAUGGCGCUGGAUGUUUCUAGUUCAAGGUCUGAUCGCCUGUGCUAUGGGAAUAGUUACGUACUGGUGGAUGAUCGAUUUUCCAGACAAUGCACACCAGAGCUUCUGCUUCCUGAACAAGGCCGAAAUAAACUUGGCUACCAAGAGGAUUGAGAUUGAUAGACAUGAUGCAGUCCUGGAUCAAAUCUCCUGGUCUAAAAUCGCUGUCAAUUUCCUUGACUUUAAGCUCUACGGCUUCAGUUGCCUAUUUUUCCUUCUAAAUCUCGUGUCAACCUCGUUAUCCUACUUCCUACCCAUCAUUCUCCAGUCAGGAAUGGGUUUUAGCACCAACAAAUCCAUUCUACUCUCUUCCCCGAAUUGUAUUAAAAUCUGUGACCCGUCAAGAAUUAACUCAAGGCAGCCAUACUACUACGCUAUCAUCCCUGUCCUGCUCACGUCCCUAAUCGGGGACAAAUUUCGCCUACGCGGACCUCUUAUCGUGUUCAAUGCUCUCUCAUUAAUUGCUGGAUUCCUCAUGCUUGGUCUUCCAGCCUCAAAACAAGUCACUGUCCGCUAUAUCGGCACGUUCCUUGCGACGGGGGCUUACGUUUCCAAUUGGGCAGCCCUUAACGCCUACCAAGCGAACAAUAUCGUUGGUCAGUGGAAACGAGCCACUGUAGCUGCCGCAGUAACGGCGGCAAAUGGUCUUGGGGGGAUUGCGGGUAGUUUUAUCGUGCGGUCUGUUGAGGCGCCGACAUAUACUACUGCUGUUUGGGUGUCUAUCGGGUCAGCACAACACCUUCCUUCGCACGAGUAUAGGCGGGCUCUAAUACAGUUUUUAGUUCACAUAUACUCAUGA